Molecule: messenger RNA, 873 nt
Organism: Populus nigra (black poplar)
Lineage: Eukaryota; Viridiplantae; Streptophyta; Magnoliopsida; Malpighiales; Salicaceae
Product: protein GRAVITROPIC IN THE LIGHT 1-like
Exons: 1
Coding region: 1-873 (290 amino acids)
Biological process (GO): negative gravitropism; response to red or far red light
Source: RefSeq, a predicted model, not a curated record
AUGGUCUCCAAAUUUGCGAAAGCUUGCAAAUUGAGAUCUAUUGGUGUCUUCUCCAAUGACCACCAGUAUCAAAACAACCUCAUUGGAAACAAUGAUGGCACGUUGAUGGGUGAAGAUAGUAGUGAUGCUGCUGAGGAAACAGAAUUUGAUGAUGAGAAAAUCCAUCCACAACCUGUUGUAGUUCCAAGCAAAAGCAAAAUGUGUGGUGAUGACGAUAUUGUGGAGUUGUUUAACACAGUUUCUGCCUUGAAAUUAGCUUAUAUUCAGCUUCAGGAAGCACCUAUUCCCUAUGAUCCGGAUAAGAUUGUAGCUGCCGAUGAACUUGUUGUGGUUCAGCUUGAAGCACUUUGUAAGUUCAAGAAGGCAUUUAAGGAGAAGAAAUUUUUAAAAACCAAGCUUAAUCCCUCUCGUUUUGAUUGUCUACGAUCAGAAAUUGAUGUUAAUGAGAAGCUUUUAGAGAAAUUGAUGUCUCAAAAUAGAGAUAAAGAUGCUGAGAUUGUACGCCUGCAACAAGAACUCUACAAUUUGGAUUCAGGGAAUAUGGCAUUGGUUGAGAAGAUUAGAGAGAAAAGUUUGGAGAGAAAGAAUAUGAGGAUUUUGAAUGUUUCCAUGUUUGAGCAUGCCUUCAAAAGAGCUUCGAAGUCGAUUCUUGACUUUGCGAGGCCAAUAAUUAGCUUGAUGCAAACUUCAGGUUGGGAUUUAAACCUGGCAGCAAAGCCCAUUGAAAAUGGGGUUGUUUAUGCUAAAAGGUCGGACAAGAAGUACGCAUUUGAAGCCUACAUUACACGAAGAAUGUUUCAUGGGCUAUCACUUAAAUCCUAUAACGUGGAUGACGUCUUGCGGUUCGAAGAUCCUGUUGGGUUUCUUGAAUAG